AUGGAUGAUUCAUCUUCAACAAAGGCGACAGAACUUGUUAGUAACUUGGACGUUGAAGGUGUCACUGAUACUGAUACUCAAUCUUCAAGUCCACGAGUUGGUACUGCUGCAAAAGGAUGGUUUCAAGGUCAUGCCUUCAUCAAAAAGAACCUGCAUAAACCCGCCACUUGCCACCAUUGCUGUGAUCUCCUCUGGGGUAUUCUAGGAACUACUGGAAUGAUUUGUGAAAUCUGCAACUUCCUGUCGCAUGAAAAAUGUAUUCGACAGGUCGUCUCCCCCUGUACCUGUAUAAUUCCAUUCCUCAUUCAGGUAUGA
Rodentolepis nana is the source of this 315-nucleotide messenger RNA. The record is from the annotation of a GenBank genome assembly. Lineage: Eukaryota; Metazoa; Platyhelminthes; Cestoda; Cyclophyllidea; Hymenolepididae.